AUGAGCGCACGUGGAACAUAUGGUCGAGGUAUUCGUGGGUACGACGAGAGCUGUAGGGGGACUCGAGCUGACUCUUCCUCACUAGGUAGUAUGAAAAAUUUGGAUAUGAGCGAGACUCCAGCUACACUUUCUGUUGAGACUGGGUCUCAAAGCCAUUUGGCUGGAGACGACGCAUUGUCCCAAGCCAUGCUAAGAGUGUUGGAAAGGGUCUCUAGACCCCAUUCUGGAUCUAGGGGCCGUGGGUCUGUUAAUAGACUGUAUAGGAAGGUACCGCUGGAAGUUCAAGGGGUUGUAUUUUCGGCAAAUUUGAUGGAGCUACCAUUUAGAGAGUUUGACUUGAUUCUAGUGAAUGAGAAACUGGUUCGGAAAGGGUGUGAGGUGUAUUUAGCCUACGUAAGUGUUUCAGUUUCUAGGGACUCUUCUAUUGAGAACAUCAGAAUAGUGAGAGAAUUUUUGGAUGUAUUUCCUAAUGAGCUACUGAGUUUACCUCUGAAUCGAGAAGUUGAGUUCGACAUUGAGCUUCUACCGAGUACAGCUCCGGUGUCCAUUGCUCCUUAUCGAAUGGCACUAAAGGAGCUUAUAGAGCUUAUGGUUUUGCUUCAAGAGCUUUUAGAUCGUGGAUUCAUCCAUCCUAGUGUGUCUCCGUGGGGGGCACCAGUUUUUUUGUGA
Gossypium raimondii (Peruvian cotton) is the source of this 669-nucleotide messenger RNA. RefSeq lists its product as uncharacterized. Bases 1 to 669 code for a protein of 222 amino acids. The record is from RefSeq and is a predicted model, not a curated record. Lineage: Eukaryota; Viridiplantae; Streptophyta; Magnoliopsida; Malvales; Malvaceae. The transcript has 3 exons.